Arthroderma uncinatum is the source of this 3258-nucleotide messenger RNA. RefSeq names its product C2 domain-containing protein c. Lineage: Eukaryota; Fungi; Ascomycota; Eurotiomycetes; Onygenales; Arthrodermataceae. The coding region runs from base 1 to 3258 and encodes 1085 amino acids. The record is from RefSeq and is a predicted model, not a curated record. The transcript is spliced from 3 exons.
AUGUUGACAAAAACCACGAAACUGGCCCUGGGCCAGCAUACGGCGGGCAUAUACGCGGAUAUGUCCAUCGAUGGGCCGGAGAUAGGCACCCUCGUCGCCAUCAUUGACCGCGCGAAGAACCUGCCAAACAGGAAGACGAUGGGGAAGCAGAAUCCGUACUGUGCCGCGCGGCUGGGGAAAGAGGCGAAGAAGACCGACACCGAUAUGAGAGGCGGGCAGACACCAAAGUGGGACCAAGAGCUACGAUUCACCGUUCACUCAUCGCCGGAUUACUACCAACUGAAGCUCUCCGUCUUCAACGACGAUAAGAAAACAGACCUUAUCGGAGAAACAUGGGUCGAUCUGAAGAAUGUCAUCGUACCAGGCGGCGGGCAGAAUGAUCUGUGGCACAACUUACAGUGUAAGGGGAAGUAUGCAGGCGAAUUGAGAAUGGAGCUGACGUACUACGACACCCGACCCAAAGAUGAGGCGGUUAUUGAACGCAGAAAGGAGGCUGCUGCCGCAGAGAAGGCUGAGAGAAAGGGCACCGUUGUUCCGGAUACCCCUCAGCCAACUUCGAGAAAAACCAAGGGCCCAAGGAGGAGGCCGUUGCCAGUUGAUCCUACCGGUUCAUCGUCCUCCUCCGCUCGUCAGUCGCAGCAGCCACCAAAGCAGCCCGCACAGCCAGUUCAGGCUCCCCCUGAGCUCAAUGCUCCGACCAGACCUCAACAAAUACCUAGCAAGGCCCCGCAUGCUAGCCAGGCCCAACCGGCAACCGCUCAACAUGCCCCAGUCCCGAAAUCUGCUAGACGGUAUGAGACGCCAGAUGACCUACAUAAACAAUGGGAGGAACCGGCUCCGACCCAGCCUCAGAUUACCUAUCCUUCCCACCAUCCUCACCAACCGCAACAGCCGUACCAGGGUGAUUAUGAGAACGCGUACAACCAACAGCCGUCACACCCAGAGCACCAUGAUCAACAACAUCAAGUGGACAAUCGUUACGCUUCCCAGGAGCCCGUUGCUCAUCAAAAUCAUCACAACCCGCAGAUGGAUAAUCACUAUUCCCAGGAGCCUGUUCAUCGCCCACAACAGCAGCUAAUUGAUAAUCAUUAUUCCCAGGAACCUACUCAUCGCCCUCAACAGCAGCAAAUAUUAGAUAAUCAUUACUCCCAGGAACCUGCUCAUCGUCCACAACAGCAGCAAAUAAUAGAUAAUCAUUACGUCAACGACCCUGGUGUUCACCACAGCCAACAACAGCAAACGGAUAACCAUUACUCCCAAGCUCUGGUCGCUGUCAAUUACCCUCGAAACUCAUACGAGACACCACCAAGAAAGGCCCCCCGCCAGUCUGUUGGCUCAGACUCCCGACACAGUGGCCAGUACUCAUACCCACCUGUUUCGAGAGGAUCUCCCUAUGGCACUCCAGAUGCGUACAACCGUCACGCCUCUCCUGAAACAAAUCAGCUUCAGCUCACUCACAGCCCAUCCAACCACCCAGGAGCGCAUCACCACUACAACCCCUCUAUGAGCAGAAAGGAUGUGUUCCAAGAGAGUCCACUGAGGAAUACUAUGAAACAGUUGGACUAUCACCGCCCUGUCAGUAGCCACAGCCACAGCCACAGUAUGAGCCAUGGACACGGUCAUAUGCAGCCGCAGGUUCAUGAAGCAGACGAAGAGCACGAUCUUCCGCCCCCACCGCCAAUUCAUCGUGAUGGCCUUGGAAAGCAGCCGCCUCCACCAGCGCAACCAGAACCGGAGCCGGCGCCGGUAAUGGAUCUCCAGCUUAUGCAUCGCUCGCAGCCCAUCCCAAUGCCCCAGCCGCUCAACCUUAGCGGGUCUAGAAAUUCCCACCGAUCCACUGGAGAAAUUCACCAGGACUAUGUUGCUUAUUCUCCAAAUCACGCCGCUCGGGGAUACAGUGCUCCACCAAACCCAAAUGAACAAAUAUAUUCCACCUCGCCUACCCCAUCGUAUCAUUCUUCUGUUCAACCACAGGAACCGGUGCAGGCACCAGAACAACCAACCACGUCCACUGGUGAAUCAAUUCCAUCAGCUCUCAUUGCCGGGUAUGAUCACCAGGAUGUUCAACCGGAUCUCAGCCUUGUUCGUCGGGGAAGUGGCAUUUCAAUGCACCUGAAUCAUGUCGAGGAGCCCCCAGCCCAGGUAAUACCCGACAACAGAAUUGCCAGACGCCAAAGCUAUGUUCCACCUCAGCCAACGCGUGCCUCGCCCUCUCCUAUACUAGAGCGGAAAUCCGUCUCACCCGACCCCCGACAAGUCCCUGCUCGUAAAUCCGUUAGUCCACAUCCGCGCCCGGUUGCCGACCCAGACUCCUUAUCAGGAAUUCCGUUUGGUCCAGACUCUUACGACUCACUGAAUCCCACUGCUGCUCUAUCUUCAGCCGCGCUUCAACCUUCUUCUCCUUAUGAAACCCCAGCAGAAGCCAUGGAAGCAGCCCGCCAGCAUGAGGUCGAAAAGCUACGGGGUCUAGGGCCCAUAAUAGGCAAUGACGGACGGGUGAUUGAUCCAUCUGAUCAUCUCCCACUAGACACCUGGGCGCCGGAGCCGGAGCGUAAGACCAAAAAGCCGGAGGUCGUGGUUCGGUUCAAACACACGUCACACACGAAUACGGUAGGGCCUCGAGUGACAGCGCGCGAUCGAUCACGUACCUCAAUUAGUUCGGCGCGUCACUCAUACCAGCCCUCAUCUUCGCAGUCGAACAACAGCACUCCUCCGGCCCGACCUCCAAAACGGAUCACGUACAUCCCCUCAUCAUCUAGCCCUAGCAGCGGGAGCACAACCACCGCCACUAGCAUAUUAGAUCGUCCAUCCUCUUCAUCCCGUCAAACUGGAAGCAACGCACUUCGCGAGCGAGAGAAUUUCUCAUCGAGUUACUCCCCGCCCGCAAACAUUAUGACACCUCCUCACUACCGGGCACGGCAGGCUCAAGCCCAGGCUCAGGCUCGAACCCACGGACGUUCCCCGUCUCCCUCCCCAUCAACUCGUCCUCUUCACUCGCAUUCAUCUUCACAUUCUGGUAUAUCAAAGUACUACCAGAAGAGCGGCCCACCUAUACCCGCGAAAGUCCCUAUCCAUCCCGGCUCGCAGAAUUAUCCUUCUGACAUCUACUCCGGCGCUGGGGGCCGUGCAGGAGGAGAUCUGGACGCCUUAAGCGAAGAGAUGAAGAGAAUCGAUAUUGGGCUUGGGAAGAGCUCACCCGGCGCAGUAGUGAGGAAAUCACGACAGUCUUACGUCGAGAAUUAUGAUUAUGAACAGUAA